Molecule: messenger RNA, 5184 nt
Organism: Salvelinus fontinalis (brook trout)
Lineage: Eukaryota; Metazoa; Chordata; Actinopteri; Salmoniformes; Salmonidae
Product: tripartite motif-containing protein 2
Exons: 12
Coding region: 395-2647 (750 amino acids)
Biological process (GO): proteasome-mediated ubiquitin-dependent protein catabolic process; negative regulation of translation; protein polyubiquitination
Molecular function (GO): ubiquitin protein ligase activity; translation repressor activity; zinc ion binding
Source: RefSeq, a predicted model, not a curated record
AAGAGGGAGGGAGGAAAGCAACAGAAGGAGGGAGGGAGGGAGAGGGAAAGAGAUGUAAGAGAUUGAUUGGCUACGAGUCCAGACAUAGGUCUACACUGUUGGCUCUCGCAAUUAAUCCUCCUCUCACUCUAACUCUCUGCUCUUGAUAUGUGGCGUCAUCUCUUUUCAAGCUUAGCAGCUCUUUAAGCAGCUCAUCAUUUCUCUGCUCCCUGGACAGGAGUGUCUUUAGAGGGCAGAAGCGUGCGCUGCGUUUUAAGCCGAGGAUGACUCGGCGAUGGUAGGGCUCCUACAGAACGCGGUGGGUUGAUGGCACGGUGGCACAGUCUCAUGUUGCCACGGGUAGCUCUGGGGUGCAGGGUGAGAGGAAAAGGGAACUUUAUGACAGAGUAUUAGGAUGGCCAGUGAAGGCUCCAGUAGCAUCCCCAGCCCUGUGGUGCGACAGAUCGACAAGCAGUUCCUGAUCUGCAGCAUAUGCCUGGACCGCUACGACAACCCCAAAGUGCUGCCCUGCCUCCAUACCUUCUGUGAGAGGUGCCUGCAGAACUACAUCCCGGCCCACAGUCUGACGCUGUCGUGCCCCGUGUGCCGCCAGACGUCCAUCCUGCCGGAGAAAGGUGUGGCGGCGCUGCAGAGCAACUUCUUCAUCACCAACCUGAUGGAUGUGCUGCAGCGGCCCCCCAGCGACAGCCGCAGCCAGGAGAAUGCCGUGUUGGAGACCAUCAGCUCUGUGGCCACGGGACAACCGCUCUCCUGCCCCAACCACGUAGGAAAUGUGAUGGAGUUCUACUGUCCACCGUGUGAGACAGCCAUGUGCCAGGACUGUACGAGCGGCGAGCAUGCCGAGCACCCCACUGUACCCCUCAAAGAUGUGGUCGAGCAGCACAAGGCCUCACUGCAGGAACAGCUUGACGCCGUCAAAAACCGGCUGCCUGAAAUCGACUCGGCCCUGCAGGUGCUGUCGGAGAUCCUGCAGCAGCUGACCAAUCAGAAGAGCUCCAUCGAGGGGGAUAUCCACACCACGUUCGAUGAGUUGCAGAAGACCCUGAACGUCCGCAAGAGUGUCCUGCUCAUGGAGCUUGAGGUCAACUACGGCCUCAAGCAGAAGGUGCUCCAAGCCCAACUGGACACGUUAUUCCAGGGCCAGGAUGGCAUCAACAGCAGCUGCAAUUUCACUGAGCAGGCCCUGAGCCACGGCACCGAGGCCGAGGUCCUGCUCGUCAAGAAGCAGAUGAGUGAGCGACUCAGCGAGUUGGCCAGCCAAGAGCUCCCCCUCCAGCCCGGGGAGAACGACCAGCUGGACUUCCUGGUGGAGACGGAGGGCCUCAAGAAGUCCAUCCACAAUCUGGGUACUAUAGUUACAACGAAUGCUGUGGCGUCCGAGACGGUGGCCACGGGCGAGGGCCUGCGGCAGUGCGUAGCGGGCCUGCCCACCUCUGUCACCAUCACGACUAAGGACAAGGACGGUGAGCUGUGUAAGAUGGGGAAAGCCAACAUCACGGCGGAGAUUGCCACGCCGGACGGUAGCGUGGGCGACGGCGAGAUACUGGACAACAAAAACGGGACGUACGAGUAUCUGUACACGGCGCCGAAAGAGGGUAGUUUGACGCUGUCGCUGCGUCUGUAUGACCAGCAUAUUAAGGGGAGUCCCUUUAAGAUUAAAGCGACAAAGUCGGCCGAUGUGUCGCCCAGUACUGAGAGUGCUAAGAAGAGGUUGAAGUCGCCGGGGAGUAGCCACGUCAAGCAGAAGGCCAUCAAGAGGCCAGCCAGUAUGUACAGCACGGGGAAGAGGAAAGAGAACCCCAUCGAAGAUGACCUAAUUUUCAGGAUCGGUACAAAGGGAAGAAACAAAGGGGAAUUCACCAAUCUACAGGGUGUGGCUGCCUCCUCAGUAGGCAAGGUGUUGAUAGCAGACAGCAAUAACCAGUGUGUUCAGAUCUUCUCUAACGACGGUCUGUUCAAGAGUCGCUUUGGGGUGCGUGGACGGUCUCCAGGGCAACUGCAGCGGCCCACAGGAGUGGCGGUCCACCCCAAUGGUGACAUCAUCAUAGCUGACUACGACAACAAGUGGGUUAGCAUCUUCUCCAGCGACGGGAAGUUCAAAAAUAAGAUUGGCUCGGGCAAGCUGAUGGGCCCCAAAGGCGUGUCGGUGGACAGGAACGGCCACGUCAUCAUCGUGGACAACAAGGCGUGUUGCGUCUUCAUCUUCCAGCCCAACGGCAAGCUGGUCACCAAGUUUGGUAACCGCGGAAACGGCGACCGGCAGUUUGCAGGUACACUCAAUGGUCCUCACUUUGCAGCAGUCAACCAUAACAAUGAGAUAAUUGUUACGGACUUCCAUAAUCAUUCUGUGAAGGUGUUCAACCCUGAGGGGGAGUUUCUUCUGAAGUUUGGUUCCAAUGGGGAGGGGAAUGGCCAGUUCAACGCCCCUACGGGGGUGGCAGUGGACGUCAACGGCAACAUCAUCGUGGCAGACUGGGGCAAUAGCCGAAUACAGGUGUUUGAUGGCAGUGGUUCGUUCCUCUCCUACAUCAACACAUCGGCAGACCCUCUCUACGGUCCCCAGGGCCUGGCCCUCACCUCCGAUGGCCAUGUGGUGGUGGCUGACUCUGGGAACCACUGCUUCAAAGUCUACCGUUACCUGCAGUAGCCCUCGCACACUUAGUGUACACACAAACACACACUUAUGCGUACACACUCACAUUCACAGAUUCACACACACGGAGACUUGCACACACACACCAUCCUCAGUACGGAGUAGUGGGUGGAGUUGCACUCAUCCACUUCACCCACUAAUUCAAUCCCGCCAUCCAUCACUGUUCCAUACAGAACCACUCUCUAACUGUUCACCCUGACGUGUGCCUCUGUAGCCUCGUUCGUGACCUCUGACCUUUAAGCUUGUCCUCCACCGACCCCCUGGACUUCAUAAGAGAAACCCUGCAUUUUCCCAGAAACUUAUUUUCUACUGUCGGCCAUGGGAAAGAGGAAGAAGGAGAAUCGGUCAUGUGAUGUAGGUAGGAGGGACUAUGAUUGAGAUCUCUAUGGAUUGGAGGAUGGAGAUUUAUUCGACUAGUUUCUGCCCCUGCCCCUAAUGUGAUAUACAGAAGUAGUAGGGUGAAGUUGUCCCUAGAUGCUGAUCUUGGCUCAGUUCUGCAUUUUCCCCAUCAAUAGUUAAGGUUAGGAUAGGUGGAGUGGAAGCUGAUCCUAGAUCUGAACUUAGGGGAAACUUCACCCCAGAGCUGAUAUACAAUACAUUCCUUUUUGUUUAAAGGGAUUGUUGGGAUGAUGAAAAAUGAUAACUGGGUAUCAUGGUUAGGUUGGACCAAUUCUUCCUUUCAUUAUUUAUUAUUAUGACACUUGAUGUAAAACUGGAAAUUAAUGUUUAUCAUGAAAUGAAAUUAAUGUACGGAAGUUGUUGCUAAUAUUAGUUUGACGGUCACCAAUGUGUAUGGAAGUGAGAUUGAAAGGAAGUAAAAAUCUCAAAUAAAGUGCCUGGACUUUAAUCACAGACUAGCUCCAAAAAUAUGUCUCAAUGAAUUAGAUUGUUUCACUUUCUUGGCAUUCCCUGAUUAUUAUUUGGCAUCAACGAUCACUGCAAAUAAUCUAAAGUAGCUUUUAGUAAAAUGUUCUCAGUAAAAAUAAGUUAUCUACAGGUAUCUCUACCCACCUCACCUGUUCAAUUUCAUACAUAGAACCUUAAAUAUAUCAGGGUAUUUUUUAAGCAUGGUAUCUAUUACAAGUGCAUGCAACGCUGUCUGAAAACCUUCCCACAAACAUUUGUGAAACAUUCCCAAACAUCUGCAAAACGUUUGUCAAAGAUUGCAGCCAUCUACAGGAAGCAAUCGAAGUUUGGUAUCAGAUGACACAUUUUGUGACAUCACCCAAUGGUUACAUUCUGCUUAGGAGAUAGUUCUUUGUAUUUGUGGGAGUGCUUUUUCAAUCUACACACCACCACUUGAUAUUUACAUAUAUUAACAAUAAGGAAUUCACAUACUGCUCAAUGUAUGAUAUAGUAUCUUAUCUCCUCUAGUCCGGUGGUUUCACACUUUGCUUCUCUUCCACAAUAAUAACAGACUAGGUAUUGUUGCUCAAUGCAAAAUAUUGUGUGCGUGUGUGUGUGCGUGCACGUGCUGUAAAAUACAAAAAGGGACACUUCACAUUAAACUCUUUAUGAUACUACUUAUGAUGGCUCAAAGCAUUCUUGGAUGUUAAGUUCACUUUCAAUGAGUCCUGAAAAUUAACAAUGUAGUUAUACAUCUGUGUUAUUCUUGCUACUCUGCACUGUAGGUCUUUGUAGAACUGUUAGAAACGAUAACAACAAUAUUGAAACUGAUAUUACAAACCUGUCAUCUCUUACCUCCCAUCCUCAAUUUUUCUGCCCUUUUUGUCUGUUGUCACAAACUAUUGAUACUACUCAGGUGUAGUAUUCUGAUACUGUAGCUGACACUGUCUAAUAGUUGGUCUAAAAAAACAUUAAAUGGCUUAACAGUCGAUGUAAUCUGUGUGAAUAGACUGCACUCUGUUUCAAAAGGUAAUUAGCCUACAUCAUAAUAGGUUCAGCCUUCAAAAAUGCUCUCCUUAUCUAUCUUUUUUUAUGCGUCCAUUUUGAUUCGAAAGCACUUGACUCACAUCAAUUCAUUACUUUCAUGUACAUAGUUUCAGGCACCCAUUUUGUAUUUGUCCUUGUUAAGUUAUUUGUUGUCCUCGUCCAUGUUGAUACCCUGAUGCCAAAUGGAAGAAGUGCCCAUAUCCUGUAUGUUUAGCUCUCAGUAAUGCAGCAAGUGUGAUAUGCAAUUUAAAACAUUUUGUACAGAAAGUAAGUUUUAGUGGUAAUUGCAAUGACUGGGUUGUUCCAUUCCACCCCCUGAAUGUGUAUGUAAAAUUUUUGAAGAUUGUGUAUUGUUCCAAGUGUUAUGAAUGUCAUGCACAUGGUUAAUGUCAGACACACGGACUUAGAAUGUUUUUUUCCACCUCAUACAUUCCAACUUUACACAACACCCUGUUAAAAACUGAAGUGUUAUUCCCUUUCACUGUAUCAGAACAUUCAAAUUUAAAGUCAGAUUUCCCAAAGCCCUAAUAUGCUUGCAGUAUCUGAAAACAUUUUCUCAAGUUUGACCAUUCCAUAAUUGAUGUUUAUUUGCUCUUUGUGUACAGCACAGAAAUAAAGUAUUGCAUUCCUGAAAAAAA